Messenger RNA from Spea bombifrons (plains spadefoot toad), 6415 nucleotides. RefSeq names its product autophagy and beclin 1 regulator 1 (gene AMBRA1). NCBI's taxonomy places the organism in Eukaryota, Metazoa, Chordata, Amphibia, Anura, Pelobatidae. Gene Ontology annotation, cellular component: intracellular membrane-bounded organelle. The coding region runs from base 417 to 4325 and encodes 1302 amino acids. Gene Ontology annotation, molecular function: protein binding. The transcript has 19 exons. Gene Ontology annotation, biological process: autophagy. The record is from RefSeq and is a predicted model, not a curated record.
UUUGGUCUGGCGGCCGCCAUUCUCCCGGUUAGUUGCUGCUUUGGAUGUCCAGCCUCCACCAUUCCGCUUCUGGCUCCUUUGCCGUUUAGUCGCUCACAAUCUGGGUUUAUACGCCUCCCACGCUCUGGGUACAGAGAACGUCAGGCCCAGGCCUCGUCAGUAUACUCGACCGAACGCGAGGCCUCCACCGUCCGAUCGCUGAUUACCGGUGGUAUCCAGAGCUUCCUGCACUUAACGUAACCCCUUAAACUGGUGAAAAUCUGAAAUCGAAGGGUUUGGAUAUUACUGGACCGUGCCCACCGCGUUCGCUGCUUUGUUUCAGAAGUAAAGGCUUCCAUGAAGUCUGCCUUUCUGCACCUUGAUGUCAGCUGCUGCGUCUCGUUGUAAGAAUCUGCUGUGACGGCGCCGGCGGUGCCAUGAGGGUAGUGCCCGAGAAGAAUGCAGUCCGAAUCCUUUCCGGCCGGGAGCGGGGAGCGCAGACGGUGGGCGCGCAGCGGCUCUUACAAUGUCUGGUAGAGGACAAAACCUGCUUCAUGAAAUGGGAAGGAAAGAAGGUGGAGCUUCCCGACAGUCCGCGUUCUACAUUCCUACUGGCGUUCAGCCCAGACAGGACUUUGCUGGCUUCCACCCAUGUCAAUCACAACAUUUACAUCACGGAGGUGAAGACGGGGCGCUGCAUUCAUUCUCUGAUGGGACAUCGCCGCACUCCGUGGUGUGUAACCUUCCAUCCAACCAUCCCGGGUCUUAUUGCGUCAGGUUGCCUUGACGGGGAGGUUCGAAUUUGGGAUUUACAUGGUGGCAGUGAAAGCUGGUUCACGGACAGUAACAAUGCCAUCGCGUCCCUGGCCUUCCACCCCACGGUUCAGCUGCUUCUCAUCGCCACCGCCAACGAAAUCCACUUCUGGGACUGGAGCCGGCGAGAGCCGUUUGCCGUGGUGAAGACGGCUAGCGAGAUGGAGCGUGUGCGAUUGGUACGAUUCGACCCCCUUGGGCAUUUUCUUCUCACUGCUAUCGUGAACCCCUCUAACCAGCAGAGUGAUGAAGAGUCUGAGAUUCCUCUGGACAGUGCAGAGAUUCCUAUAUACCGGCAGCGCUCGCUGCUGCAGACCCAGCCGGUACGCAGGACUCCUCUACUCCACAACUUUUUGCACAUGCUCUCCUCGCGCUCCUCUGGCACUCAGGCUGGUGACCAGCCGCCGGUGCAGGACUCUGCCACCCCAUCACCACCACCACCCCCUCCUCCUCCUCUCCCCCCUCCACCAACAACGGAGAGCAAUCCAAGGCACAUUUAUACCCGUGUCCGAGAGAGGGCUUCGGGUGCAAAUACUCCCUGCUGCCAAGACCCCAGUAUGCUGUGCCUCUGCAUCCGAUGCUCUAGCGCACGGCUCUCUUCUCCUCUCUUUCCGCACCCUGAGACACCUGGUGCUCCCUCUACAUCAUCGGGGGCUACCUCCACUUCCUAUUCCCCAGUACAGACUGAGCCCCCGCAUUCUGUAGACCGACAGCAACACCAGUCUUCUGCUCAGCACGACCAUGGGCUCCUAAGCCGCCCUUCUGCCUUCAGCAGCGUACACAGCAGCACCGCUGGCAACACACUGCGCAACCUGAGCCUGGGACCCACGCGCCGCUCGCUUACAGGGCAGCCAUCCCGUUACCAGCAGCCUCCCACUGACCUGUCUGGGUCUGAUUGGACUCGUACAGUGCUGAGCUUAUCUCCGAGGACCGAGAUAGAGCCCAUGCCCCCUCCCAGAACAAGCGCAUCUUCCGUAAGCCUGUUGUCUGUCUUAAGACAGCAGGAAGGAGAGGCUUCAUCUUCUGUAUAUACGUCGGCUACGGAGGGACGUGGGUUCUCCAGACCUGAGCCGGAAAGCUCAGGAACUUCUUCUUCUGUGCACCCAACGGCCACUCGGACAGAGCUCCAGUGCGAUCUGAGGCGCUUCUUCCUUGAGUAUGAUCGGCUACAUGAACUGGAACCAGGGGCAUCGGGCUCAAGCCAGGGCCAAGCCCAUGAGAUGCUUAACAAUAACCUGGAACCUGAGCAGCCUGGCACCUCUCACCAGCCCAACCAAGCACCCAGCGGCGAAAGCAGCUCCAGCCACCCUAGAGGGCAUAUGAACCGCUGUCGUGCUUGCCACAACCUGCUGACCUUCAAUAAUGACACCCUGCGCUGGGAGAGGACCCCACCAGCUUACCCAGAGGCUGCGGGGACAUCUUCUUGGCAGCCUCCACCUGUCCCUCCUCCCAGCACCUUUCAGCCGGGUCUUUCUGCCGGCAGCACGGAGCGACCUGGAGCUGCAGGAGCAGAGAGAGCCGAGUUGGGAAACGUGGCGACAAACAGCGGCAGCCUGGAAACUGGGACAGCUCAGGAAGAGAGAACAGUCGGCGUGGUGUAUAACCCAGAAACCGGACACUGGGAAAGAGUCUACAGCCAGCCCGCUUCAGUUACUAGAGCUCCGAAUGUACCCCAAGAGGCCUUACCGCACGAACUGCCAGAGGAGAGCACGGAAGAGGACUCUCUUAGAAGGAGGCUUCUCGAGUCAUCGCUGAUCUCGCUUUCCCGUUACGAUGGUUCUGGAUCCCGGGAGCAUCCAAUCUAUCCCGACCCAGCCAGGUUGUCUCCGGCCGCUUACUACGCACAACGAAUGAUCCAGUACCUGUCUCGGAGGGACAGCAUCCGACAGCGUUCAAUGCGUUAUCAACAGAACCGUCUGAGGUCUUCGGCGUCUACCCCGUCCUCCAGCGAAGGCCAGGGCUCGGUGGAAACCGGUGACCUGGAGUUUGAGGAGUUCGAGGAUAACGGUGACCGCUCCCGGCACAGAACUCCCCGAAACGCACGCAUGUCCGCGCCGUCGCUGGGCCGCUUCGUCCCCAGGAGGUUUCUGUUACCCGAGUACUUGCCAUAUGCUGGUAUUUUCCACGAACGAGGGCAGCCGGGUCUGGCCACUCACUCCUCCGUUAACAGAGUGCUGGCAGGUGCUGUGAUCGGAGAUGGACAGUCUGCUGUGGCCAGUAACAUAGCGAACACCACUUACCGGUUGCAGUGGUGGGACUUCACAAAGUAUGACCUACCAGAGAUCAGUAAUGCCACUGCUAAUGUUCUGGUCCAGAACUGUAAGAUCUACAAUGAUGCCAGCUGUGACAUCUCUGCCGACGGGAAGCUCCUUGCAGCCUUCAUCCCCAGCAGCCAGCGCGGCUUCCCUGACGAAGGCAUCCUCGCUGUGUAUUCUCUAGCCCCACACAACCUCGGCGAGAUCCUCUUCACAAAGCGUUUUGGUCCCAAUGCCAUCUCGGUCAGCUUGUCCCCGAUGGGCCGCUACGUCAUGGUCGGGCUGGCUUCUCGCAGGAUCCUGCUUCAUCCUUCCACGGAGCACAUGGUGGCUCAGGUCUUCUGGCUGCAAAAACCUCACGAAGGAGAAACCUCUAUGAGACGUGUGUUUAACGUGCUCUACCCAAUGCCCGCCGACCAGAGACGACACGUCAGCAUCAACUCGGCUCGCUGGCUGCCCGAACCCGGCCUCGGCUUGGCAUACGGCACCAACAAGGGAGACCUGGUUAUCUGCCGGCCAGAGGCGUUUGACAAUGUCAUGAAUGAAGCCAUCCUGCAGCAUAACACUACCAGGACCAGCGAAAGGCCCGGAACGAGCCGUGCUUCCUGGAGGUCGGAUCGGGACAUGGGUUUGAUGAACGCCAUCGGCCUCCAGCCCAGGAAUCCCACCACCUCGGUGACAUCCCAGGGCACGCAGACCCCCGCUCCGCAGCUACAGAACGCAGAGACACAGACCGAAAGGGAGACCCCGGAGACCAACCCCAUGCUGCCCAGUACUGACGUAGGUUCUAGCAGUGAACAAGCUGCAGCUUCCAGUAGCGGUUCAGCAGGUGCAGGAACAGCAUCAGAGUCACUGGAAGGAAGCCUGGAGUCGGCAGAUGUGCCUUCCACAGGGGAGAGCCAGGAAGAUGCUCUGAGCAGGAUCCAGCGGCUCAUGGCUGAAGGAGGCAUGACAGCGGUGGUCCAGAGAGAGCAGAGCACCACCAUGGCGUCCAUGGGUGGCUUUGGCAAUAACAUCAUUGUCAGCCAUCGAAUCCACCGCAGCUCUCAAACGGCGUCUGAUCCCACCACGCGCUCCUCUGCCCAGCAUUCUCCACAGCCCUCCACCUCCCGAGAGAGCGUGGCGGAGCUCGAACGGCACAUUAACGCGGCCCCAACUCGUCUGCCGCCGCUGCACCCCGAAGGAGAAUCACUGGAAAAUAACAACAACAACAACAACGAUGAAGACCUUGGCCAGCAGCCUCCCAGUAGCAGCACCUUCCCCGGUGUGGAGAGGUAGAGAUGUGGAACUGCCAGCCCGGUACUGCUGUAAAGACAUACCCCUGCCCGCUUUCUGCCGAAGGUGGGGGGACUUUCUCAAGCUGUGGACAAUGGUGCUAUAGACUUGGAGGGGAAUUUGAUAAUUGGCCCUCCAGCGUCGGUGGGAUGGGGGAGUGCAGAGUUUUAGCAGCUAGGUGUUCUCACACUGCCCCCCUCCCACUUACCCCCUUACCUUGCACUCUCUGCCUUCCUAUUGGCAAUGCCCAGAAAGCAGAGAAAAUAUACCCCCUUUUACUUAGGUGGGUGUUGAUCUCAUCCUUGAGGAAAAUAUCAUUAUAGGCGGGCAAUGAAGAAAAAGAAGAGAAAAAAGUCCAUAAAUUGUCCUGCCCCCCCUUACCUUUACUGCCCCAUCUAGGUUUUAUUUUCCAAAGGAGAGGGGGCAAUCAGCACUAAAUGCCCCCUGGGUAAGUGUGAUUUUUAAGUGCAAAGAGCUGCUAUAAGACUGUUACUGCCCUCCGUGCUUUGAAUGAAGCUCUUGGAGGGAUGCAUGCACUACCAUAAGGGUGGAUUUGGUGGGGGCCCCUGUAAUGUGUGCCUCCACUUCUGCCCCAUGCGCGUGUCGGGGUGUUCUGUCGCCUCGACGUCAGUCAGAGGAAGCGGCGUAACUCUGGUUCCGAAUGAAGUUUCAGAACCAAGGCUGCUGCCCCGAGCACGGCCAUCACAACGUUGACAGACAUGGAAGUGGUUUCCCGUCGACGAGGACGCAAGGUCAUUCUUCCGCUAAUCACAAACCCAUAGGCAGCCGCCUCGGUAGGCUGAUUUCUUUUUGGGGGUUGCCAAAUAGGUCCAGUAAUAUGCUGCGUUUAGACUCUUAGCCCUGCUUUUUGUUUUGUUUUUUUCCUCCAGUUUUUCGUAUUACUUUAUUACUUUUUUUUUUUUUUGGGAAACCGCGACCUGCAAGGUCUAAACCAGUCCCCUUCCCCGAGUCUACAGUGUGUCUGACUGUGUGAAUGAAGUGUUCUUCCCUGUUCUUAUAGGUACUGAUGUCCCCGUGUUGUGUGAGCCCAGGUGCACCUCUAUCCUUGCCAAAGGCCAGUAGACCCUUGUGUGUUAAUCCCUUUGCUGGCAGAGCGCUUGGCAGCUUGCAGCAAACCAAACUGGCAAUGACUGGGUUAAACGCAAGAGGCAUCACGCUUAGCCCACCAGCUGCCUUGUACGUCCGGGCCUUGCACUCGCUCACCGAGACCCGUAUACCCACCUAGUAGUACUCUGGGAGGCCGCGAGCCCAGGAGGGUCUCUCGUGGGCUGCAAAUAGAUGUUGACAGUAUUAAAGAUGAAUGUUACAGAGGGGGACGGGAUACAUUCAGCUCUUGCAUGUGAAAUAUUAACGUGAAAAUGUUUUUUUUAUGCCGUAAAGAAGAUCCGAGCUGCCGACACCAACAACUCCUGCUGUACUUUGUUGCCUCCCUUCUAUCCCCCCCCCCCCCAGCUUGCAGGCACCCAGCCGCAGGUAGGGUGGUCCGGGAGAGAUUUAAAGGGUGCUUACAAGCUCAAGUACCAUGGAUCACCCACCCUUGCUGUAGGUUAACCCUAAUAUCUGCCACAGUAUGUAAGAACAAGCUUCCCGAAACGCCUGCUUUAACAGUCCUGCAGAGCAUUGCUCCAAAGCUUUUCUAAUGAACCUCAGAGAGAAUUGCCUUUUUUUCAAUUAAAUAUCUGCUGUAUCAUUAGCCUAGGCUGCAGAGCAUUGCUUUCUCUAUAUUCUGCGACAUUAGGGACAAGAAACCGUCGUUCCAGCUCACUCCCCCCAUAUACCCUUCUUGGAGAUUUGCAGAGCAUCACCCCGGCACCCCGCUGUAACAUUAUAAGAAUUACAAAGCUUUGCUCCAAUAGUCUGUAUCGCUUAUUUCAUUAUUUUUUGUUUGUUUUAUUUUUUUGUUUGCUAUUACAGUCUGUGUAACUUUUUUUUUUUUUUAUUUUAAUUCUGAAAGAAAGGUGCAAUGCAGAGCAUCAUUCCAAUAACCCAUUGUGACCUUUAGGGCAUGACUCAAUCCAUGUAACAAUUGUUUAAACUGCAGAGCGUUGCGCCAGUAAACCCUGUGACACCAA